AUGCCGCCCAAGCCCACCCGCAGGGUGGGCGCCGGCGCCGCCGCCCGGAGCCAGCGCUCCAGCCCUGACAGCGGCUCCGCGCCGCCGCCGCCCGCCGCUCCCCGCCUCGAAAUUGGUGAAGCUGACUUCGUUGCCCUCUGCAAUGCUCUGAAAGUGUCGGAUAGUGUGAGGGAAAAAGCGUGGAAGACGUAUGAGAGCUUAUCGGUUGCGGAUGGAGCUCUGGCUUAUAACAAAAAGAAGAAAGAAACAUGGGGAGUCUGCAUCUUUAUUGCAGCAAUUGAUCUAGAUGAAAUGACAUUUACUUUCACAGAGCUUCUGAAAAGUAUAAGCAUAAGUGUGAGCACAUUUUUUCAGUUUCUGAAAGAGGUGGAUGUUAACAUGGAUACUGUAAGCACUAAAGUUGAUAGCACUGUAUCAAGGCUGAAAAAGAAAUAUGAUGUAUUACUUGCACUAUACCACAAGUUUGAAAGGACCUGUGGCCUUAUUUAUCUGGAACAACCUAGUAGUGAGAUUUCUACUGAACUCAAUUCUGUAUUAGUCCUAAAAAAUUGCUGGAUUACUUUUUUGCUGGCAAAAGGUAAAGUAUUGCAAAUGGAAGAUGACCUGGUGAUUUCUUUCCAGUUGUUGCUGUGUGUCUUAGAAUAUUUUAUCAAGCUGUCACCUACUGCUCUGCUGAAAGAACCAUACAAGUCUGCUGUGACUGCAGUGGCUGUUAAUGGUUCAGCUCGCACUCCAAGAAGAGGUCAGAACAGGAAUACACGUGCUUCAAAGCAAGUUGAUACUGAUACAAAAGUUAUUGAAGUCCUUUGUAAAGAGCAUGAUUGUAAUUUAGAUGAGGUCAAAAAUGUGUAUUUUACAAGCUUUCUUCCUUUCUUGAAUUCUAUUGGUAUUGCAGCUUCAAAUGGCCUACCAGAGGUUGAGGUUCUCUCUAAACAGUAUGAUGAGCUCUAUCUCAACAACAAAGAUAUAGAUGCAAGAUUAUUUCUGGAUCAUGAUGAAACUCUGCAGCCUGAUGUCACAAGGUACUCACAGUUGAAGAGAACACCAGUAAAAAAUAAUCCAGAUGAGGAAUUUAACCCUAUACUUCCACAGACUCCUGUUCGAGCUGCAAUGAAUAACAUUCAGCAGUUGAUGAUGAUCUUAAACUCAGCAACUGAUAAACCUUCGGAUACGCUCAUCAUGUAUUUCAAUAAUUGCACAGUGAACCCUACAGAUAGUAUCCUGAAAAGAGUGGAAAGUCUUGAGCACAUCUUCAAAAAGAAAUUUGCUGAAGCAGUUGGACCAGGAUGUGCUGAAAUUGGCUCACAGAGAUACAAGCUUGCAGUACGUCUGUAUUACAGAGUAAUGGAGUCUAUGCUAAAGUCGGAGGAGGAGCGUCUCUCAGUGCAUAAUUUCAGCAAACUUCUGAAUGAUAACAUCUUCCAUACAUCUCUUCUGGCAUGUGCUGUUGAGGUUGUCAUGGCUACAUAUGUCAGAAAUGCUUCACAAAGUGAUACUACCAGUGCUGAAACACACUUGUCUUUCCCAUGGAUUCUCAAUGUGUUUGAUUUAAAAGCUUUUGACUUCUACAAAGUGGUUGAAAGCUUUAUUAGAGCAGAGCCAAGCCUAACGAGGGAAAUGAUGAAGCAUUUAGAACGUUGUGAACAUCAAAUUAUGGAGUCUCUUGCCUGGCAAUCUGGGUCCCCUCUGUUUGAUCUCAUCAAGCAGUCAAAAGAACGAGAAGGCCAAACUGAUCAGCCUGAGCCCACUUCCACUUUCAAUAUGCCUUUCCAGCAUAAUCACACUGCAGCAGAUCUCUAUCUUUCUCCUGUGAGAUCUCCUAAGAAGAAAGCAUCUGGACCUUCUCCAAGUGCUACUUCUUCUCCAGAUGCUCAGCCAGCUGCAAACUCCCAAACACAGAAGCCACAGAAGUCUACCUCCCUUUCUCUGUUCUACAAAAAAGUGUAUCUACUGGCCUAUCUUCGACUGCGCACCCUGUUCUCUCGGCUUCUCUCUGAACAUCCUGACCUAGAACCCUUGAUCUGGACCCUCUUCCAGCACACAUUGCAAAAUGAGUAUGAACUUAUGAAAGACAGGCACUUGGACCAGAUAAUGAUGUGUUCCAUGUAUGGCAUAUGCAAAGUAAAGAAUGUAGAUCUUAGAUUUAAAAUAAUAGUUUCAGCAUACAAGGAGCUUCCCAACACAAAUCAAGAGACUUUCAAACGUGUUCUUAUCAGGGAAGAGCAGUAUGACUCCAUUAUAGUCUUCUACAACUUAGUGUUUAUGCAGAAGCUGAAGACAAACAUUUUGCAGUAUGCCUCCAACAGGCCUCCCACUCUGUCACCUAUCCCACACAUGCCUUGCAGCCCUUACCAGUUUUCCAACUCUCCUCGGCGAGUCCCUGCCGGCAACAACAUCUACAUCUCACCCUUGAAAAGUCCGUACAAGUUCUCUGAUGGCUUUCAGUCACCCACAAAGAUGACUCCAAGAUCUAGGAUUUUGGUGUCUAUCGGUGAAUCGUUUGGGACUUCUGAUAAGUUUCAAAAAAUAAACCAGAUGCUGUGCAACAGUGACUGCCAGCUGAAACGCAGUGCAGAAGUAAGCACUGCUCCUAAGCCACUGAAGAGGCUGCGCUUCGAUAUAGAAGGGCAGGAUGAAGCAGAUGGGAGCAAACACCUACCCCAGGAGUCCAAGUUCCAACAAAAGCUUGCAGAAAUGACAUCUACUCGAACAAGAAUGCAAAAGCAGAAACUGAAUGAUGGAAAUGAUACCUCAGCCAGUGAAGACAAGUGAGAUUCUUCUCAGGACCAGGGGCUGCACUGCAGGCCCUUUUAGAUUGUUUUUUGUUUUGCAGCCUUCAUUAACUGAGUUGCUUUUUAGUUGCUUUUCUUUUCCAAAUACUACUAGAUGAAAGCAUUUGGACUUUUAAAGUUUUUCAUGAUACUUUGCCUUAUGAUGUAGCAUAUAUACAAAGUAAGCCACUGAAUUUAAUUUAUAUAUAUUUUUUGAGGAAAUUAAAAACAGA
Molecule: messenger RNA, 3004 nt
Organism: Indicator indicator
Lineage: Eukaryota; Metazoa; Chordata; Aves; Piciformes; Indicatoridae
Gene: RB1
Product: RB transcriptional corepressor 1
Exons: 27
Coding region: 1-2772 (923 amino acids)
Biological process (GO): neuron projection development; cell morphogenesis involved in neuron differentiation; regulation of transcription by RNA polymerase II
Cellular component (GO): chromatin; Rb-E2F complex; nucleus
Molecular function (GO): RNA polymerase II transcription regulatory region sequence-specific DNA binding
Source: RefSeq, a predicted model, not a curated record